Molecule: messenger RNA, 1664 nt
Organism: Solea solea (common sole)
Lineage: Eukaryota; Metazoa; Chordata; Actinopteri; Pleuronectiformes; Soleidae
Gene: ndufv3
Product: NADH:ubiquinone oxidoreductase subunit V3
Exons: 4
Coding region: 52-1557 (501 amino acids)
Biological process (GO): mitochondrial ATP synthesis coupled electron transport
Cellular component (GO): mitochondrion
Source: RefSeq, a predicted model, not a curated record
AGAAGAAGAAGACGUCAGUUUACGACAGGAACUUAAUGCUGGCAACACAAGAUGGCGACCUCCUUACUGCGAUUAGGGCGUCUAGGUUCUCUCAAGUGUCUCCAGUUGGAGAGCUGGGGCAUCCUGAGGAGUCACCCAGCUAUGAUGUUCUGCUCUGGGGUUGAAGACACCACAAAGUCAACCACAAAGACUGAGGCUGCAAACAAGACAGCAGGGGCUCAAGAUGAGCGAGCAACCCUGCUAGCCUACAAGACUGCAGUUGCCUUCCCAGUUAGAUUUUCCAAGCCUGAGGUUUCCUCAGCACAAUAUCUAGGUGUAGCUGAACCAGUGUCCAGCUCCGCAGCAGCAGCAGCAGCAGCAGCAGCAGCAGCAGCUCGAGGGCCUCUCACUGAUGCUGGUGAACCAGCUGGAGCUGUGCCACAGAUGGAAGACAUUACAGCCACUUCCUCGAAUCUAGCUCCAGACCCAGAUAUUUCUCACGUUGCUUCAGACCCUUCUUUAACUGUAAGUGACACAACACCAGCAGAUAAGCCCCUCGCAAGCUCUGUUUCAGAGGGUGCAGUCCCAACCACCAAAGCUUCCUCAGAGCCUCAUGAUCCAGUAGCUGAUGGAUCGUCCUCCUCAUCAUCCAGCUCAGACUCAGACUCUGAUUCUGACUCUGAUGACGAGAAGUCUGAAGCAAAGACACAAACCAAGACCUAUCCACCAAAGAUGACAGAGUCUGCUAUGAAAGAAGAGACGGUAGCCCACGAAGUCACUUCAGAGUUGAAGUAUGGCACUAAGGAAGAUAACAAGGAGGCUCCUUCAAAACACAAAUAUACUCCAGUCUAUGCUGUUGAGGCUGUACAAGAAACGUCUUCAUCAUCACCACUUACAGCUGUAACAUCAGCUGUAAAAGCAGCUCAAGCUACUUUGGAGACACCCUUAGUAACCCUUAGUGACAGUUCUGAGGAGUUGGUGGAUUCUGCCCCUGUGUUCUGCACUGCUGCAGAAGAUACUCUAGAGGUCACUCCAGCUGUCCCCAAUACUCAUAGAGAAACUCCAGCUGUCCCCAAUACUCAUAGAGAAACUCCAGCUGUCCCCAAUACUCAUGGAGAAACUCCAGCUGAAGUUGUCGCUGAGGUUGCAAGUCCAGAGAAAAAUCCAUGUCAUAAUUCUGUAAGUACAGAACCUGCUCAUUCUGCUCAGAUCCAUGUGGAAGGAGCUGCAUUUGCUCCUGUGGAAGCUGCUGCCAAGCCUUUGGAAGUUGAAAUUGCCCCCACUGAAGCCGCUGCUGAGCAUGCAGCUGAUGAUUCCACUCAUAUGGAAAGCACUGAGGAGCUGAUGGACCCUGCCCGAGUCAUAGCUGAAGGUGCUGGAGCGGAUCCACAUGUGGAGGCAACAGUUGAGGAACAAAAAGUGGCACCUCCAGACCCUGAGGAUCCAUUUGACAACAGCACUUAUAAAAACUACCAGCACCACAGCUACACCCCCUUCACAUUCGUUGACCUGGAUGUAGAGAUGGCCAAAUUCCGUCUCCCUCAGCCUUCAUCUGGAAGACCCUCACCCAGACACUAGAGGAGGCAGACUUGCUGUGAAUCUGUAUAAUGCUUAUAAAUAUCCCUCCACUUGUCACAGAAUAAAAGUCAGCUGUUAAAAUGUUGUAUUUAAUUUCACAAACUUUA